CCCCAGGCCAAGAGUUCCCGCUACUGUGGUUGUGGUCAUGUCAAGGGCGGCGACAAACUAAGGAACCUCCAACACCACUCACUCACUCACUCAUCUCCACGACUAUCACGACUACGAUUAUAACGACGCAAUGGUUUUGGCAGAUCUAGGAAAGCGGUUAACCACCGCGGUAUCGAAUCUGACGCACUCGAAUGUCGUCGACGAGAAGGCGUUCGAUGCUAUGAUCAAAGAGAUCUGCUCUGCACUCGUGGAAGCCGAUGUCAACAUCAAGCUUGUCGCGAACCUGCGGAAGUCGAUUAAGCACGCCGUGAACCUGAAGGAGCUAGCACCGGCGGUGAACAAGAAGCGGUUGAUACAGAAGACCGUCUUCGAUGAACUCGUCAAGCUCGUGGACCCGCACAAUGAACCGUUCAAGCCGAAAAAGGGCCGCUCAAACGUCAUCAUGUUCGUCGGACUCCAGGGAUCCGGAAAGACCACGACGUGUACGAAACUGGCACGGUACUACCAGGCACGCGGGUUCAAAGCUUGUCUCGUGUGCGCGGACACAUUCCGAGCAGGAGCCUUUGACCAGCUGAAGCAGAACGCGACCAAGGCGAAGAUCCCGUACUAUGGAUCGUACACGGAGACGGAUCCGGUCAAGGUCUCGCGAGACGGUGUGGAGAAAUUCAAGAAGGAGCGGUUCGAUAUCAUCAUUGUGGAUACGUCGGGAAGGCAUCAGCAGGAGAGGGAGCUAUUCGCCGAGAUGGUGCAGAUCCAGCAGGCGGUGAAGCCCGAUCAGACGAUUAUGGUGCUCGAUGCGAGUAUCGGACAGGCUGCUGAGGCGCAGAGCAAGGCGUUUAAGGAGAGUGCGGAUUUUGGUGCUAUCAUCAUUACCAAGACCGAUGGACAUGCGGCGGGAGGAGGUGCGAUAUCGGCGGUUGCGGCGACGAGGACGCCGAUCGUCUUCAUCGGUACCGGAGAACAUAUGUUUGAUCUGGAACGAUUCGUGCCGCAGUCAUUUAUUUCGAAGUUGAUGGGCAUGGGUGACCUGAGUGGUCUGGUGGAGCACGUGCAGACGUUCAAACUAGACCAAAAGGACACCAUAAAGCACAUCCAGGAGGGAAUCUUCACCGUACGGGAUCUGAGAGAUCAGCUCGGCAAUAUCAUGAAGAUGGGCCCGCUCAGCAAGAUGGCCGGGAUGAUUCCCGGGCUGUCGCAGAUGAUGGGCGAUGUGGGCGACGAGGAAGGAAGCAUGAAGCUGAAGCGAAUGAUCUACAUCAUGGACUCCAUGACCGAAAAAGAGCUCGACUCAGAUGCCAAAUGCUUCGUCGAGCAGCCGACACGCAUGACACGGAUAGCUAAGGGCUCCGGCACGUCUGUCCGCGAGGUCGAAGACGUCCUGACCCAGCACCGAAUGAUGGCGCAAAUGGCCAAGAAAAUGGGCAAGGGCAUGGCGAACCUCCAGAAGGGCGGCGGUAUGGCUGGACAGAACAAGCAGCAGCUUGCCGCAAUGCAGAGACGCAUGCAGAGUAUGGGUGCGGGCGCUGGCGGUGCCGGCGGUAUGGAUAUGGGUGCUAUGAUGAGGGCGCUGGGCGGUGCGGGAGGCGCCGGUGGACUCGGUGGCUUGGGCGCGCUCGCUGGUAUGGGUGGUGGUGGCGCGAAUCCGUUUGGUGGGAUGGACAUGAGCGCUAUGCAGAACAUGAUGAAGCAGAUGAUGGGCGGUGGUGGAAUGCCUGGAAUGCCUGGUAUGGGUGGACGGGGAGGAGGCAGACGGUAGAAUGGAGCAUGCACGCAUAGCACCCUCCCAAGCUCCCACCACAACUACUUACUCAUGUAAAUUUUCUUCGGCGUUGAAGGCAGUUUUUGUUUCAUUUCACUGGAAAGUUUCUUCAGCAAAAAA
This is a messenger RNA of Tricharina praecox, 1879 nucleotides long. Its product is annotated as SRP54-type protein. The coding region runs from base 131 to 1756 and encodes 541 amino acids. NCBI's taxonomy places the organism in Eukaryota, Fungi, Ascomycota, Pezizomycetes, Pezizales, Pyronemataceae. The transcript is spliced from 5 exons. The record is from RefSeq and is a predicted model, not a curated record. Gene Ontology annotation, cellular component: cytosol; signal recognition particle, endoplasmic reticulum targeting. Gene Ontology annotation, biological process: SRP-dependent cotranslational protein targeting to membrane; SRP-dependent cotranslational protein targeting to membrane, translocation. Gene Ontology annotation, molecular function: GTP binding; ATP hydrolysis activity; GTPase activity.